CGACUGGUAAGCACAGAAAACCGCCAUAAGAGCGCCACCACCACUGCCACCAGUUCGAACCUCAGCUUCCGAUGGCAAUGGCCUCCACAUCGCUCGCAUCUCAACUGUCUGGCCCUAAAUCCGCCACUUCCUACUGCCCUCAGUUCUCUGGACUUCGUCGAUCUUCAUCGAAGCUCGAAAACUCUCUUUCUCUCUCUUCCACUCAGUCUUUCUUCCAAAUCGUCGACUCUCACCUCCGUCUUUCAUCUUCAAGAAGAGGUUCCAGGGGCGUAGUCACCAUGGCCGGUUCCGGAAAGUUCUUUGUCGGUGGCAACUGGAAGUGUAAUGGAACCAAAGACUCAAUUAGCAAGCUUGUAUUGGACUUGAACAGUGCCAAGUUAGAGACUGAUGUUGAUGUCAUUGUAGCUCCUCCCUUUGUUUACAUUGAACAAGUCAAGAAUUCAUUAACAGAUAGGAUUGAUAUAGCUGCUCAAAAUUCAUGGACAGGAAAAGGUGGGGCUUUUACCGGAGAAAUCAGUGUGGAACAGUUGAAGGAUAUUGGAUGCAAGUGGGUUAUUCUUGGACAUUCUGAACGGAGACAUGUAAUUGGAGAAGAUGACCAGUUUAUAGGAAAGAAGGCUGCUUACGCCUUGAGCCAGGAUCUGGGAGUAAUAGCCUGCAUUGGAGAGCUGUUACAAGAAAGAGAAGCAGGCAAAACCUUUGACGUUUGUUUUCAGCAAAUGAAGGCUUUUGCAGAUGCUGUACCCAGUUGGGAUAAUGUCGUCAUUGCAUAUGAGCCGGUAUGGGCAAUUGGAACUGGUAAAGUGGCCACACCAGAGCAGGCUCAGGAAGUUCAUGUAGCAGUUCGUGAUUGGCUUAAAAAGAAUGUUUCUGCAGAUGUUGCGUCAAAGACACGGAUUAUCUACGGAGGAUCUGUAAAUGGGGGCAACUGUGCUGAACUUGCAAAACAAGAAGAUAUUGAUGGAUUCCUUGUCGGCGGUGCUUCCUUAAAGGGUCCUGAGUUUGCAACCAUUAUUAAUUCUGUGACCUCAAAGAAGGUUGCUGCUUGAUAACUUGUGGUGGUUUAGGCCUGGGGCAAAUAAAUGGCUCUGAGAAUCACGCCCAGGGGGAAGCAAUCGGCAGAUGAGCCAGUUCGAUUUGGUGGGAUUUUUGAUCAGUUUCCCUUUCCCCUACGUUAUACAUGAAAAACAUCACUACAUGUUCUUGGAUUGAUUGCUCCAUCUAUUUGAAUGACAAUGGCUGAAAUAAAAUACUUGUUGAGUUCAAUUGAUGUACGGCGAUUAAUUAUAGCACUUGGUUAAAUUCCUUGUUAGAAUAUCUUAAACUAAUUUCAGGUCUCAAGUGGACAAUUAUCUUGGCCUAUGAAAUCCUAUAGUUCUUUGUUGGUUCCCAAUUGUAUGGGCCACACACACACAGGGAGAGAGUGACUCCUAUUGAUGGUGUGCAGUCUAUUGAUCAUCUUUACGCAUUCAAGCUUAUUAACUGGGGAGUGGUGCAAUUUUUGGGUUCAACUGGGGGAACCCAAAAAUUCCUCCCAACUGGG
Messenger RNA from Ilex paraguariensis (yerba mate), 1543 nucleotides. NCBI's taxonomy places the organism in Eukaryota, Viridiplantae, Streptophyta, Magnoliopsida, Aquifoliales, Aquifoliaceae. The record is from the annotation of a GenBank genome assembly.